Owenia fusiformis is the source of this 683-nucleotide messenger RNA. Lineage: Eukaryota; Metazoa; Annelida; Polychaeta; Sabellida; Oweniidae. The record is from the annotation of a GenBank genome assembly.
CAGAAUUUGCAAUGGCAAAACUUUUGAUUGCUGCUGCCUUUAUGGCAAUUGUUGCUGCGGCUUAUGCCGGUGAUUGCUGUACCGGAGUGGAUAGGAAGACGGUACUUAGACAGUGGGAGUCUGUCUGGACAGCCCAGUACGAUAGCAACAAAGCCGAUAUUGCAAAGGAAAUCUUCGCAAAAUUCUUCGUCAAACAGCCAGGGGCCAAGUCUCUCUUCGCGAGAGUUAAAGUUGAUAAUCCAGAGAGCGCAGAGUUUUCUGCUCAUGCCAUUAGAAUCUUGAACGGACUUGACAUCAGCCUCAACUUGUUGACCGACCCACAGACCCUCAAUGAGCAACUCGCUCACCUCAGUGCCCAGCACGUGGCACGCAUCAGUGGAGGAUUCGAGCCACGUUAUUUUGAUGAAUUCCAAGGCCCACUCUUGGAGACCUUGAAUGAAGUGACAUCUGGAUUCGACGAACACGCCUGGGAGGCAUGUUAUGGCAAGAUUGCCACAGGACUCAAAGUCAAAUUCUAAACAUUUAAUUUAACAAUACCCCUUUGAAUUAUUGACAUUGAUUGAACAUUUCGAUUCUGACAUUAAUAAGUUUAUAUCCAGAACGAUGUCAUUGCGAGAUUCCAAGAAAGUUCAAAAUCAGAGAAAACAUAAUCCUAUGUAGUGGGUGCUGAUUCUGAUGUUCAU